Gadus macrocephalus (Pacific cod) is the source of this 4384-nucleotide messenger RNA. RefSeq names its product RNA binding motif protein 12 (gene rbm12). The record is from RefSeq and is a predicted model, not a curated record. NCBI's taxonomy places the organism in Eukaryota, Metazoa, Chordata, Actinopteri, Gadiformes, Gadidae. Gene Ontology annotation, cellular component: nucleoplasm; ribonucleoprotein complex. Gene Ontology annotation, biological process: regulation of RNA splicing. The transcript is spliced from 2 exons. The coding region runs from base 161 to 3109 and encodes 982 amino acids. Gene Ontology annotation, molecular function: RNA binding.
CCAAAGAUGCUUUCGGGAAACGGUGUGAAAACUGUACGAUGCUCGUACGACCCACUCUGCGAUCCACUUAGGCUAAAGAUGCUUUCGGGAAACGGGGCCCAGGGGUCUAUCUUUUGAGAGGUAGUUAGCCAGUUGGCAGUGGGCUUGUGGCAGCCUUGCUAUGGCUGUUGUGAUCAGGCUGCAGGGUCUGCCCAUAGUGGCAGGCACCAUGGACAUCAGACACUUCUUCUCUGGCCUCACCAUCCCCGACGGCGGCGUGCACAUUGUGGGCGGGGAGCACGGCGAGGCCUUCAUCGUGUUCGCCACCGAUGAAGACGCCCGUCUGGGCAUGAUGCGCACGGGCGGGGCCAUCAAGACCAACAAGGUGUCCCUGUUGCUCAGCAGCAAGACGGAGAUGCAGAACAUGAUUGAGCUCAGCCGGCGCCGCUUCGAGACGGGCUCGGCGGCGGCCGAGGCCCCGGCGGUGGCGGCGGCCGGUCGGCAGGGCGCCGGCGUCGCCUCGUCUCAGGCGUCCGUUGUGGGGAGGAGUGGUGGCCACGGUAACCAAGGGUUCGGUAACGCCCAGCCCUCUGUGACCACGGCCAGCUCCCACCAGGAGCAGCACAGCAACAAGGUGUCGGCCAGCCAUGCCAGCCAUGCCAGCCAUGCCAGCCAUGCCAGCCAUGCCAGCCAUGCCAGCCAUCCCAGUCAUCCCAGUCAUCCCAACCAUCCCAGUCAUCCCAGUCAUCCCAGUCAUCCCAGUCAUCCCAGCCACCCCAGCCAUCCUAGCUUACCCCCCAGCCACCCCAGCCACCCCAGCCACCCCAAUUUACCCCCCAGCUUCGCCAACAGCUAUAGCUCCGGCCCCGGCCUCGCCGGAGGCCCGCCUCCCAUCCCCCCCCUGCCGGCGCUCCCCUCCAUGCCUGGCCCUCCCCCGUCUUCAGCCCUCCCCCCGGUGCCCACGGCCUCCCCUCUCCCCCACAUGUCCCACCUCCCCCACAUGUCCUCCCUGCCUCCCUUCAACCCCUCCCUGCCUCCCCCCGGAGGCCUGGCCUCCGCCCUGGCCCUGGGGCCUCCCAACCCCAUGCUCUUCAGCCCGCUGAACCCCCUGAACCCGCUGGCCUCCCUGGGCCUCCACAUGAAGGCGGCGGCGGCGGCGGCGGCCGGGGUGGUGCCGGGCGGCGGCGGCCUCCUCGCCAGCCCCGACGAGCUCUUCGUGCUGCUGCAGAACCUCCCCUUCACCUCCUCGGAGCUGGAGGUGAGGGAGAUGUUCCGGGGCCUGGGGGUGGAGGCGGUGAGGCUCCUGAGGGACAACCAGGGCCGGGGCACGGGGCGGGCCAUGGUCAAGUUCUUCUCCCCCCAGGACGGGAUGGAGGUGGUGAAGCGGGGCGGGGGCAUGAUGGGGCAGAGGUACGUGGACGUGUCCCCGGCCACGGAGCGCCAGUGGGUCAGCCUCAACAACCCCAACCACCCCAACCCCAACCACCCCAACCCCAACCACCCCAACGCCAACAACCCCAACGCCAAACCCAUCCAGGAAGCUCAGAUUCAGGAGCAUCACCGCGGCAACGUGCCGGCGGGGGGGAGGGAACGCUGCCGGUCCCGCUCUCCGCUCCGGCAGGGCGGCAGCGAGUGGUGCGUCUACCUCAAGGGCCUGCCCUACGAGGCGGAGAAGAGGCAGAUCCAGGAGUUCUUCAAGAACCUGUCCCUGGUGGAGGACAGCGUGUACAUCGCCUACGGGCCCAACGGCCGGGCCACCGGGGAGGGCUUCCUGGAGUUCAAGACGGAGCAGGACUACAAGACGGCCCUGAGCAGCCACAUGCAGUACAUGGGCAGCCGCUUCAUCCAGGUGCACCCCAUUAACAGGAAGGGCAUGCUGGAGAAGAUUGACUCCAUCCGCAAGCGCUCGGGCGUCCCGGGCGGCGACGGCAAGACCCCGGAGGUCUCCAAGUCGCCCCGGAACUGCGCCCACAUCACCAACAUCCCCUACAACGUCUCCAAGAAGGACGUCCGCGCCUUCCUGGACGGCGUGGGCGUCUACGAGGACAGCCUGAAGGUGCUGUCGGAUAACCACGGCAACGGGCUGGGCCAGGCCGUCUUCCAGCUGCGCACGGAGGAGGACGCCCGCAAGGCGGAGCGGCUCCACCGGCAGAAGCUGAACGGGCGCGACGCCUUCGUGCACCUGGUGACCUACGAGCAGAUGAAGGACAUCGAGAGGAACCCCCCGCCGCAGAACAAACGCGGCCAGCGGAACCAGAGCCAGCCCGGCCAGCAGCAGCAGCAGCCCAGCCCCCAGCAGAACCAGCCCAGCCCCCACCAGGCCCACCAGAUCAACCCCUUUGCCGGCAUGAGCGGGGAGGAGUUUAACUUCCUGAGGAGCACCAUGGGCAGCCUGGGCAGCGCCCCCUUCGUCUCGCCGUUCGCCAACCCGGGGAACGGCCUGGUGGGGCCCCCGCCCCUGCCCCCCCUGGCCGCGGGGCUGGUGGUCACCCCCCCGGUGGUGGCCGGCCUGCCCGGAGGCCCCCUCUUGGACCACCCCGGCUUUAGGCCCGGGAUGCCCGGAGGCCCCAUCCUGGAGCCCCCCGGCUUCAGGCCUGGGGGUCCCGGGGGCCCCAUCCUGGAGCCGCCUGGCUUCCGGCCCGGGGCCCCUGGAGGCCACGGCCUGGGCCCCGAGGCCCUGAGGGCCCUGGCUCCGUUCGACGGCGGCAACAGGAAGCCGACCGGCGUGCCGGGUCGUGGCGCCGGGGGCAACAAUAACCAGAACCGCCAAGGAGGCGGCGGAGGCGGCGGCAACAACAACAAUAACAACGGACAACAAAACUUUGGCCCGGAAGGCCUGAGGAACCAACAGCAACAGGCUCCCGGGAACCCGGGGAACCAGCGGCCCGGGUGCCCCUCCAUCGUGAAGCUCCAGAACAUGCCCUUCACGGUGACCGUGGACGAGAUCAUGGACUUCUUCUACGGCUACCAGGUGCUGCCCGGCUCGGUGUGCCUCCAGCUGGGGGAGAAGGGCCUGCCCACCGGGGAGGCCAUGGUGGCCUUCCACAACCACCAGGAGGCCAGUUCCGCUGUGCUGGACCUCAACGACCGGCCCAUCGGCGCCCGCAAGGUCAAGGUGACCCUGGGAUGAACACGACCUCCGACCCCUGAGUCUCUCCGCGUGUCUCCCUGUGUUCAUAGGUCAGAAUCCCCCCCCCCCCCCCGUCUCCAGAAGCACAAAACUAACCCGACUCUUCUGGUUGAUAAGCAGCACUAAAACAUGAUGAUGAUGAUGAUGAUGAUAACUUGUCUCUUGCUUAGAGCUCAUAAGUGAUGAUGAUGAUCUUGCUGAUGUUGAUAACCUGUCUCUUGCUUAGAGCUCAGAUGUGAUGAUGAUGUUGAUAACCUGUCUCUUGCUUAGAGCUCAAAUGUGAUGAUGAUGAUGAUGAUGAUGAUGAUGAUGGUGACAACUUGUCUCUUGCUUAGAGCUGAAUUAUGAUGAUGAUGAUGCUGGGAACAACUUGUCUCUUGCAAAGAGCAGAAUUGUGAUGAAGAUGGUUUCGUUUAGUUUUUUAAGAGCACCAAAAUCUUUCCAGCUUCAUUGAAACUCAUCUGGGACCGGCGUCGCAGACUGUAAACCGUUGGUUUGUUGCAGAGUUGAGUUUGUUGUGUUUUAUUAACCUGCUAUGAUGCUAUGAAAGUGAUGUCUGUUUGCUAGUGAUGAAAUCAUCAUAAAUCAUGUUGAUGGUUUAUAAAAUGACACAGCCAGUGAAAUUGUUUUCUUAUCGUUUAAAAUGGUGUGCACUGCAUUGCGUCUACAACAGAGUUGUCCGUUGAGCAAGGCUGUGUCUUAGACUUUACUCACUGUUGUUUAAACAAGUUCUCUACAGGCAAUACCAUCCUUAUUUUAAAAGAUGGAACAGGGUCUGCGAUGGUUUGCAUCCACCUGUGAGACUGGCCAUGUUGACAAUAAGAAAAGCAUAAUUCCACUGUUUGUCCUUCUGUGCUCUACACCUGAGAUGCUUUCACUAUUUUAUCCUCUUUCUCUCGAUAUCUUUCCCUCUCUUUUUGCUGGGACUGCUAACUUCGCCACUCUUCACUUCCUACUGUUGGUCGCCGUGUUGCGCUGUCCCCGUAUGAUGAUGUCUUUUUUGAGCUGGGACUGCCCCCUAAUGAUGUCAUGAUCACUCUGCAGCUUGGGAUGAUGAUGAUGAUGAUGAUGAUGUUGAUGAAGAUAUAAACCUCUCGGCACAAAAAGGUUUUGUGUGCUGAGAUGAAAGUUUGUUUUGAUCUUUUUUAGUUUCUUGGAGAAAGUGUUUCUAUGUCUGCCUAUGUAGCUAGUUGUUGUGUGUGUAUAGAUUACAGAUAUAGAUCAAACCUCAUCAGUCUCUUGGACUCGGUCAAUAAAAGGAUGUUUUAUGACGAA